Messenger RNA from Daktulosphaira vitifoliae (grape phylloxera), 1794 nucleotides. Its product is annotated as DNA (cytosine-5)-methyltransferase 3C-like. Gene Ontology annotation, cellular component: nucleus. The transcript has 6 exons. Lineage: Eukaryota; Metazoa; Arthropoda; Insecta; Hemiptera; Phylloxeridae. The coding region runs from base 127 to 1089 and encodes 320 amino acids. Gene Ontology annotation, molecular function: methyltransferase activity. The record is from RefSeq and is a predicted model, not a curated record.
AUUAGGGUUUAACUAAAAAAAUUUAAAUAACUAUAGUUUAUAACUAUACUAUAGUAGUUUUUUUUAACCAAUCAAAAAAUUAGUAAGAGUAAAUAUUUUAUAAAUAAAUAUACUAGAAAUAUCAAAAUGAGUGAUAAAAGAACAUUACAAGAUUGUUAUAAAUCUAAGGUUUUAAAAUUACAAAGUAAAGAAGAAUCUAAUUCAAAAAAAAAUCUUCCACGGCUAAGAGUACUAUCUCUUUUUGAUGGCAUUGGCACUGGAUAUUAUGCUUUAAAACAACUAGAUUUUGAUGUAGAAGUAUUUUAUGCCAGUGAAAUUGAUUCUAAUGCAUUAUUAUUGACUUGGUCACAUUUUGGCAGUGAAAUAAAUCAACUAGGAUCAGUUGUAGAUAUUGAUGAAAUGACUUUGGAUAAAAUAGGACCAAUAAAUUUACUAAUGGGAGGAUCUCCGUGCUCGGAUCUGUCAUGUGUAAAUCACCGUAAAAAAGGUUUAUAUGAUGCAACAGGUACAGGAGUGCUAUUUUUUGAAUAUUAUCGAAUAUGGAAUUUGUUGAAAAAAAAACAAAUCAAAGAGAAUUCUACAUUUUAUUGGAUGUAUGAAAAUGUUGCCAAUAUGGAAUUAAAGCACAAAAACAUCAUCUCACAAUUUUUAGAAUGUGAUCCAUAUGUCUUAGACUCAUUUAGUUUAACACCACAACGCAGACGACGAUUUUUUUGGUCUAAUAUACCAAAUAUUGAAAGUCUUCAGUGUACUCAUUCAACAGAUGACAAUUAUGGACCAGUUUUAGAUGAAUAUUUAGAUAAAAAUUUGGGACGAAAAGCAAAUGUAAAUAAAAUAGGUACAAUUACAACCAAGAGGAAUUGUUUACAAGAUGGUAAUUCAAGAGACCCAGUCAACCAAAAUGGUCAAAACAUGGGAUUAUAUAUUACUGAACUAGAAAAAAUAUUUGGAUUUACAGCACACUACACUGAUGUUGGAGACUUAUCUAUAAAUGAUCGUCAAAAACUAUUGGGUAAAGCUUGGAGUGUGCCAGUUGUAAAAAGUAUUUUUAAACUUCUACAAAGUAUAUUUGCCAUAAAAAAAAAUUAACUAAUAUUUUCAUUUUAUAAUCAAGUAAGUCUUCAAGAAUUACUACAAGUAAUCCAAAAUAAAUAAUCAAACUUUAUUUAUAAGAAAAAUUUUAUUGAGAAGUUAACUAUUUUUUUUAUUAAGAAUUUAUUAGUAGGACUGAAAUUAUUGCUGUAAAAGAUAAUUUUAUCAGAAUAUAAAUUAAAAUCAAACAAUUAUUAAAAUAAUUUUUACUCAAAAUAUAAUUUUUAUAUAUUAAAAAAAAAUAUAUGUAGGUAUUUACAGGGUGAUUGGUUUAUUGUGAACCACUUGAAUACUCGCAUAAUAAAUACAAUAUUGGAAAAAAAAUUUUAAUUUCUAUUUUACAUAUAUCUUUUGAUUUUUCAGCGAAUAAUAACUUUUUAGAAUCAUUACUUACAGCUUAAAGAGGUGUCAUAUUUAUUUUUUAAAUUGGUUACAUAUAUAUAUUUAGAUAUACAAAAUGUAUAUAUAUUAUACAGAUAUAUAAAAUAACUGGUCGAUAACAACUUUUGGAACAGUACUUCAGUAUAUAUGAUCAUUUUUAUAUCUAGGGGAGAUGAAGAGUAUGACUGGGAAAUGAUUAAUGAUAAAAAUAGAAGCACUCACUUCUCACCUCCAAUCAUUACUUUAAAUUGUUAGUAACUUCUGAAAUACUUGACCAAAAGUUGUUAUCGACCAGAUAUUUUUUAAUUAAAUCAUUUUCUA